This is a messenger RNA of Tupaia belangeri chinensis (Chinese tree shrew), 465 nucleotides long. RefSeq names its product ubiquitin-conjugating enzyme E2 E1-like. NCBI's taxonomy places the organism in Eukaryota, Metazoa, Chordata, Mammalia, Scandentia, Tupaiidae. The transcript has 2 exons. Bases 1 to 465 code for a protein of 154 amino acids. The record is from RefSeq and is a predicted model, not a curated record.
AUGUCGGAUGAUGAUUCGAGGGCCAGCACCAGCUCCUCCUCAUCUUCGUCCUCUAACCAGCAAACCGAGAAAGAAACAAACACCCUUAAGAUGGUGAGUAAAGUCAUCAUGAGCAAAAACUCCAAGUUCCUCUCUACCAGCACCAAGCAGUGCUGGUCCAAAGGAGUUAACAUCUAUGAAUGGCGAUCCAUCAUCCUAGGGCCUCCAGGGUCCAUGUAUGAAGGUGGUGUGUUCUUCCUCGAUAUCACUUUUACACCAGAGUAUCCCGUCAAGCCUCCAAAGGCCACAUUUCAGACAAGAGUCUAUCACUGCAAUAUUAACAGUCAAGGAGUAAUUUGCUUGGACAUGGUGAAAGACAAUUGGAAUCCAGCACUAACCAUUUCUAAGGCCCUCCUUUCUAUCUGCUCACUUCUUACAGACUGUAAUCCUGCUGACCCUUUCGUGGGAAGCACUGCCACUCAGUAG